CAUCCCUUACUUUCCCAAAUCUCAUUACGAUCCUCCGCGCUGCUCAGGUUGUGAUAGCGGUGUCCAACAGGCAGAGAUGUCGGAUGUGGGAUUCGUGAGGGUGGUUGUGUUGUGCGCUCUGGUUGCGCAAAACUGUCGUGCGGAGCUCACGACUCCCGUGCAGGACCCGAAACUCGUGCCCGAAUCCUCCUUGCUUAAGCCUAAAGUCCUGAUCGCGAUUCUGGCUCGGAAUGCGGCGCACAGCCUGCCAUACUACCUGGGCUGCAUCGACAGACUGGACUACCCGAAGGAUCGGAUUGCGAUAUGGGCUGCAACAGACCACAAUGUGGAUAACACCACUGCCAUGCUGAGAGAAUGGUUGAAGAACAGGCAGAGCAGAUAUCAUUAUGUGGAGUGGAGGCCCAUGGAGGAACCAAGCUCAUACACAGAUGAAUGGGGGCCGAAGCACUGGGCCCCGUCUCGUUUCAAUCAUCUGAUGAAGCUCAGACAGGCAGCACUGAAGGCUGCACGAGAACGCUGGGCUGAUUAUAUACUGUCUGUUGACAGUGAUAACCUACUAACAAACCCACGGGUGUUGGAUCUAUUGAUGGCAGAGAAUUUGACAUUGGUGGCACCCAUGUUGGAUUCCCGAUCCCUCUACUCAAACUUCUGGUGUGGUAUCACUCCUCAGGGUUAUUAUAAGCGUACCCCAGACUACCAGCCUAUCCGUGAGUGGAAGCUCUUAGGCUGUUUUUCGGUGCCCAUGGUGCAUUCCACAUUCCUUCUGGAUCUGAGACGUAGUGGCACACGAGACCUGGCCUUCUACCCACCUCAUCCUGACUACAGCUGGGCGUUUGACGAUAUCAUGGUCUUUGCGUUCUCGGCUCGACAAGCAGGUGUACAGAUGUACGUGUGUAACAGAGAGCAUUACGGUUUCCUGCCUGUACCUCUGAAAGCCCAGCAAAGUGUGGACGAUGAGAAGGAGAGCUUCACACACACUAUCACUGAAGCCUUUAUCGAUCAUAAUGUAAAACCCUCAGAAUUCCUCUUCGCUCCACCUAAACCCCAGGACAAGAUGGGCUUUGAUGAGAUCUUUCUGAUUAACCUGAAGCGGAGGUUAGACCGGAGGGAGCGGAUGUUGAACACCCUGGCAGUGCUGGGACUUGAGGCCUCUGUGUUUUAUGCUGUAGAUGGGAAGGCUCUGAACACAUCUCAGCUACAAGCUCUACAUAUAGAGAUGUUACCGGGGUAUAAGGAUCCAUACUCCGGGAGGGUGCUGACGCGCGGAGAGAUCGGCUGUUUCCUCAGCCACCACUUCAUCUGGAAACAGGUGGUGGAGAGGGGUCUACAGCGUGUGCUGGUGUUGGAGGAUGACGUGAGGUUUGAGCCUCGGUUUAAGGGGAGGUUGCAGACCAUCAUGAAGGAUGUUGAAAAAGCUAAGCUUGACUGGGACCUCGUAUAUGUGGGUCGUAAGCGAAUGCAGGUGGCCAAGCCAGAGGUGUCUGUAGAGGGUGUGAAUAACCUGGUAGAAGCUGAUUACUCAUACUGGACUCUAGGUUAUGCUCUUUCACAGCAGGGGGCCAAGAAACUCCUGGCUGCUCAGCCGCUUGGCAAGAUGCUCCCUGUGGAUGAGUUCCUGCCAGUCAUGUUCAACAAACACCCAAAUACGGCAUACAUGUCUCACUUUGAUCCCAGGAAUCUACGUGCUUUCUCUGUUGAGCCAAUGCUGUUGUACCCAACACACUAUACGGGUGAGCCGGGUUACUUCAGCGACACUGAGACAUCUACUAUUUGGGAUGAUGAAGCAGUCAGCACGGACUGGGACAGAAAGUAUGCCCAAAAAACUGCCCAGCAGGGACAAAUACGCCCUGUUGCCCAGAACAGUGUCACUGGAGACACACCGCCACCUGCGUCCCGAGCCUUGCGAGAUGAACUCUAAUAGGCGAAAUCACACACCCAGAAACACACAAUUUUAAACUACACAAUUGACUGACUCAUAGACAGCUCCCUCCUCAAUGUUCACCAGUCUCCGCCUCUUUGGUGACACAUCAGCCAAUAGCAUGAGAGAUGGCUGGGAGGCUUUAACACCAUUGGCUGGUUGGCUGAUUUCGCACAGUCUGUGCACUAAGAGACACAAAACAUUCAAGCUCCUUUUAUUUCCAUUUUAUUUAUUUCAUCAUGCCUUCCACAGACAUUGAGAGACCAAACCGUUCCUGUUGGACAUUUAAAAGCCUUGAAGGAUGAGAACACCAUACAAUGACUGGACAGAGACAGACUCAUCGGACUUACAACAUUUGGGUUUACAAGAACAAUACUUAUGCAGAGGAAUUUUUAUUUAAAAUGUUUUAUUAUUUUAUAUAUAUAUAUAUAUAUAUAUAUAUAUAUAUAUAUAUGAACAGCUUUAUCAGGCACUGAUUCUUGAGAUAAGGGACCAAAAUGUCUUACUUACAAAAGUCAUCUUUAUUUAAAAAACCAAUAAAUUCAUAACAAUAAACAUACUGGAAAAGUUCACUCUAAAGGAAAUGUGUAUACUCAGGGCAUUAUUUACAUAUAUUUUAAAAUAAUUUCAUUAGAAUGUUUUAAAAUGCAUGCAUUCAUUUUUUCCAUAAACUGCCUAUCAACGUUGCAUCAAGUUGUGUCAACUCAGUCAGAUUUUAAAAAAAAAAUAAAAAAUUCCUGAAUAAAUCAGAAAAUGUCCUGGUCAGCUUUAACUCUUGAGUACCCCUUUCCCACUUUCUGCUUAUGGUGGAUGCAACAGUAGGACACGUGGUCUGGUACGUUUGAUAUUUUUCAUAUUUUAAACAAACAAUGUUUAAAUCUCAGCGGUCAGCUUAGCUUGUCCACUCUGUCAUUGUCUGUUAUUAUAAUUUCUGUUAAAAUUGUGGGAUCAAUUUUGGCAUUUUAGUUUAGUUUAUAGUGGCAUCUUCAAUGCCUCUAUAACAUUUUGUCAACUCAGUCAGAAUUUUCAGAAUAGUAUGAAAACAGAAAAAAAAAUAUUGAAUGUAUUUUAUCACUUAACUCCUUUACUGAACAAUAUUAUUAGAUAAUUAAAGACUUUACACUUGUUGGAUGAAUCAAAUUAAAAUAGCACACUUUUUGGUGUGUCCGAUAGAGUUGACACAAAUGACUGUAAGAUGCAAGUUAUGAAGUGAAUAAAUGGCAAUUUUUCGAAAAAGAAGUGUUUUUAUAAAAACCUGUUCCCUUACAUGGUUCAUUAGCUGAGACCUUUGGCUACAAAUAUAUCCAUUUCAAAUUAAGUUAGUAUUAAAAAAUAAAAACUCAGAUUUUAAACAUGUAUUGUCCCUUAUCUCAAGAAUCAGUGUAGGAUUUUAAAGUGUGUGUGAGCUAAGAUAUGCCUCUGUUAUUAUGAACAUCCAUUUUUUUCCCUAGCAGAGACAUCAAUAAUUACUUCCAGAAUAUUCCAGGAGACUUGUGUAUCUUUAAUGAGUGUUUGGUUCUACUGUGCUGUAUGUGAUCUGUCAUAAUUUCUUAUUAUGUUUUCCUACAGUAGAUUUCAUUAUGUUUUUGAGCUCUGGAGAUGUCAUGGUGCUGGUGGUGGGGCUGUUUUAAUAAAACUGAUGGUCUGUAAUAUAAUGCAUCUAAUGAUGUCAGAUGGGCAGGGUUGUUCAAUGCCAGUAUAGGCAAAAAAAAACUAGCCUCUUAUUUUUUAUCCUGCAACCCUGAUGUGCUUGAGUGGUUAACUGUCAUCUUGAAUAACAUUUUGUUCUCGUUAGCCUCUGGCUGUCUUUGUACUAAACUCCCUGAUUAAGAAUCAGAUUCAACCAGCCUGAAAUUCUUUGCUGGUCUGUCAGUCUGAUCAGGUUAGUUAUAGAUAUGGUUUGGUCACUUUUCAGAUUGUUAGGCUGGGAGACCAGAUGAGAGACUAACUUCUUAGGUUGGUUUAAGCUGUUUUUGUUUGUUUGUUAGUUCGUUUUUGUAGAUAUGUCUUUGAAACCUACACUAGUGCAGAAAGGAUAUGUGUACACAUUGGGUUAUGGCUAAAACGGACUGGAACUAAAUUUGGCACCCACAAAAAUGGCACACCAAAUAAUACAAAAUCAUUCACCAUAAGCUUGUGGUUUCAGAAUGUGCUGCUAAUUUUAUGUUGAUCACCAGCGAGUAAAUAUGAAAUAUUACAAAACAGCUCACAUGUUUGCCUGUGCUAAUCCUUAAAUGUCUGAAAUGAUGUGCCUUAAUUAAUUUUGGUGCAUUCAAGCAUUAGUUUUUACUGAGAAAUUGACAUCUCAUGGCACUCUUGCCAGAACAAAAAGAGCAGAAACUAUAUGGGGAAACAGCAUUACUUGUUCUUCUAGUUUACUGUGUGUGUGUGUGUGUGUGUGUGUGUGUGUGUGUGUGUGUGUGUGUGUGUGUGUGUGUGUGUGUGUGUGUGUGUGUGUGUGUGUGUGUGAGUGUGUGUUGUGUGGUGUGGGUAGGAAUUGGUCCCCACAAUGAUAUCAAAGUUUAUAUCUGACAGCUGGGUUAGGCUCCAGCACUACCCCUGACCCCAUCAUAGGAAGAGCAGCUAUAGAAAAUAGAUGGAUGGAUAUAUAUAUGACAUAAUAAUAAUAAUGUGAAGACGAAUAAAGAUGCAGUCAUUAGCAUUGGAGAUAUGAAAAGUGAUUCUUCAAAUUUUGCUUGUGUGUGUCUCCCUUUAUAUACCCUCUCUGUCUACAUUUUCAUUUAUGUAAAUGGUAGACACUUUUAUCCAAAGUGACUUACAGUGCACUUAAUACAGGGACAAUCCCACGGAGCAACCUGGAGUUACAUGCCUUGCUCAAGGACACAAUGGUGGUGGCUGUGGGGAUCGAACCAGCAACCUUCAAAUUAACAUUUAUGUGCUUUAGCCCACUACGCCACCACCACUCCUAUUGUCUGUCUUUUGCAAACAGACAAUAGCAAGGGCAUACAUAUGCAUGGACAAUACAUAUGCAUAACAAUGGAGGUCUUUGAUUUAUUAUUUAGGAGGUGGACUUUAUUUGAAUGCCAUCUGUUUACUAACUGAUGAAGAAUUGCAGGAUGGUUGUCACUCUGUGCAGUAAUAUUGAGAGUGACUGUCAUCUGCUGGAGUAUAGUGGCACUGCAGCUUGCAAGUUCCUUUAGUAAGAAACGGAGACAAUCAGCUUUACUUCAAUAUUCAGGUAGCAAUAUUUACAAAACUUCAAUUGUUUUUACUCUGAGCUAAUGAUAUUUCCAUAUUUUUGUUCUUAUAUACGGUUCUUUAAAUGUUUUGAUUAAAAAAUGACCUGUAAGGGCUUGAUAUUUUAAAUUACUUUCAAAGGGAGGAAUGGAGUGCUUUGAAUCAAUAUUUUGCAUUUAACUUAAUAUAUUAUAAUAACAUAUUUGUUAUCAACAUCUGCAAAUUAUGUUCAGUUCUGUUUAGCUAAUUGUAUUGGGUUUUCAGAGCCAAAAAGUGGACAGUGUUGGGUAAAUACCCUUUGAUGUCAUUCAGAUGAAAAAUGUCUGUCUGAAAAUAAGGUGUGACCGCCUGAAUCCAGAUGGCAUUUUUCAGCUCCUUCUUGUUGGGAACACCAGAAGAGUAAUCUCACUCUUGAGUUGUAGUCUGUUUAAAGGUGGGCAACUGAUUUUCAGUGGGGACACCUGACUAAAAACUGUACAGAGCCAGACAUUCAUGGCAAACAAGUCUGGGAGGAUGCCCCUUCACUUACUUGUAAAAUGUUACAUAUUUAGGUGUAAGUUUAGCCCAAGUUUAGCAUAUGAUUGAUGAUGGAUCAUUCAAUGUAUUAUCAUUGGAAAUAAAUUGAUACAAUUGCUAAUUUAGUAGUCAUAGCGAAAAAUAAAAUAAAAAAAAAUAUAUACAGUAUAUGAAAAAGAGAACAAUUUCCCCUUACUUGGGACAAGAAGCCCCCCAGGCUAAACUUGUCCCAGCUGUCAUCUGAUUUUAACAGAAUGUAUUAAAUACAACUGAUAUAAUUAUUCACAAUGUAAUUGUGUCAUGUAAUAUCUAACAUACUAAAUCAUAUAUUCUGUGUAGUUAUGUAUGUUCACAAUUUAGUUGAAUAAUUUAAUAACCAAAUACUGACAAACAAACGAGAUCAGAAAUCAAGAACAAGAUAUGCUGUAACAUGAUCUGACAAGACAUAACUUAUUAAGAGAGAACAAAACAGAACACUCUCAAAACCAAGUAAAUCUAACAAGCAAAAUGUAAAAAUGUUUAUGUAGAUGUUGUAAGAUGAAAGGCGAGAGUUUUAAACAUGCACGCACACUCAUUAAAAUGUAGGCUGUUUAUAAAAACACAUACAUUUAUAACUCAUAAGCAGCCAUUAUUCCUAUUACUCACCCCACUGUAUCAUCAUCAUCAUCAUCACUUGGCAAUCACUGCAAAAAUGUAUAAUAGGUUAAUUGAUUACAAUACUGUAAUGUUAUUACUUCUUUAAAAAAUAAAGUACCAA
Messenger RNA from Xyrauchen texanus (razorback sucker), 6389 nucleotides. Its product is annotated as procollagen galactosyltransferase 2-like. The coding region runs from base 77 to 1918 and encodes 613 amino acids. The record is from RefSeq and is a predicted model, not a curated record. The transcript is spliced from 12 exons. Gene Ontology annotation, molecular function: procollagen galactosyltransferase activity. NCBI's taxonomy places the organism in Eukaryota, Metazoa, Chordata, Actinopteri, Cypriniformes, Catostomidae.